Molecule: messenger RNA, 2241 nt
Organism: Penicillium argentinense
Lineage: Eukaryota; Fungi; Ascomycota; Eurotiomycetes; Eurotiales; Aspergillaceae
Product: DUF3435 domain-containing protein
Exons: 5
Coding region: 1-2241 (746 amino acids)
Source: RefSeq, a predicted model, not a curated record
AUGCCUUCUCCGUGGCCUGCUCUGUCUGACGAUGAGAGCGACACUAGCUCACGCCUGCCCGAGAUCUUCUCGAACAACGCUUCCGACUCUGAUUCCUCCACCGCACCUAGCGUCUUCGACUCAAGCAGCGAAUCCGAAUCCGAGUCUGAAGAUGAGUCCGAAGAUGAGCUGGCUUCGGAAGAUGAAGACGAGCAACUUCCACCAGAAUACUACCUCCAGGAGGCCGAGUCUCUUGAUGUCUCCCAGCUCCGACAGAAACGCUACAGCCCGAAAACUCAAGAGAGAUUGGAUGAGACCCAAGAUUUCUGGGAUAGGUUCUGUAAAGGCACAAAGCGCGAUCCGGUGGGAUGUUUGUCCUGGCUCUCUGAUACAGAGGAGACGGUUCGCUUCCUCAAGGCUCUCUUCUCCUGGCGGUGUGACCAGCGACGGGGAAAGGAUGAACGUCGCACCCCGGGAGUGAAAACUAAAAGCUCGCUCGACUUGUUCUGGAAGUGGUGGCAUCUGGUCUACAAGGCCGAGGUUGGACAUGAGCUCAACAAAGAUAUCCAAGUUAAGAUCCGCGAUGUGCUCGCCAUAGUUGCCACAGACAAGAAACUUUCCCUCAAAGGUCGACCGAAAGCGACCAUGUAUGUCGAGGAUGUAGCCGAGUUUGCCCGAGUGAUCCUGUCCACGACAGAGAUGACUUUUCCUUGUGGCUGGUACCGGAUACAACUCCUCCUUUUCUGCCAGCUGGCCAGUAUCACCGGUAGCCGUCCCGGGGCGCUACUGAAACUUCGCUUCCAGGACCUCAAGUUGACAUUAAUUCGGGAUCCGAAUGGAGGACAUCCUCGAAUUUUCAUCUACUUGAGACCGGAAUUCACAAAAUCAUUUCUUGGCGAAAAAGAGUCAAACACGUUCCCGAUUCCAGAAAUCAUCUUUGAUCCCACGUUGGUCCUCAGUCCUCAUGUCUUCCUGCUAGGCAUGCUGUUCAGAAUUGGCGCAUUUAAAAGUCUGUCCAAAGACGGCCCUGUGAUGGACUGUCCCGAGAAAUUGUACCGUCUUCAGAUCCUAGAUGGACUUGGUGAGCAGGAAUUAAAGCUGAAAGACGAAAUUCUCGAUCAGCAUGUGUUUUGCCAUGCAUUACGAGAGGCUGAUGGCAUUCGAAUCGCACUAGAAAAGGAACUUACCGGGGGAUGGCUGCGUUAUAGAAUGAAACGAGGUGGUGAGAUUACUGGCUUCGCGGAAGUCGCGAAGCCAUAUUGUCUCCGAUACGGCGCAGCAAAAGCGUUCAACGAUAGUCCGGACGUAUCGAAUGAAUUGCAGAACGUGAUGCUGCAGCACGCCAGCAUUGAUACUUUUGUCCGGCACUACAGUGUGGGUAUCCACGUAGAUGCCCAAGCAAUUGUACGGGGCAUGCCCGCUCAGAAACAGCUCAUGCGAUUUGCCUGCUCGAUGAGUCGGUCGAUUGAUCCUCGCAGACCGUAUCGGCUUGAGGAUUCGAGCUGUAUCAAUGAAAUUCCCCGCGUGCGUACCCUGGAAGAUAGGAGGCAGGCAAGAAAGCGGAUCCGAGACGCUAAGAAGCGCACCUAUGAAGAUGCCCAGGCUGCAUUACAGCAGGAGUUCGGCGAUAACCCACCGCAGAGUGGCACUCGUUCCCGAAUCAUCCGCAAGCGGUGGAAGGCUCAAGAGAAAGGUGUCAAAAAGUUACGCCAGAAAUUUGAUCAUGCAGACGAGCAGUAUGAUCACGCAGUGAAGCAAGUACGAAACGAGAAGAGAUGGCAAAAGCACCGAUUGAUUCGUGAAAAUCUGGAGCGGUACAAAAAUGAGCAGCCGGUGAUCGACAGUGAGCGGCAACUUUCCGGAAAAGUUGUUGACGAAGAAGUUAUGGGGGCGUUGCAGCGUACCGGCUAUAUGACACCGCAGCAUAUGACGCUUAUCGACAGUGUUCUGACUAUGCCCGGUACAACAGUCGAGAAAGAAUAUGAGCGUCGAAUUGCUGCAAUCAAUGCAGUGAUUGCGGUCUGUGAUGCGGAAGAGGGUGCUCCCUCGCGGCCUUGUGCCCCGCAAAAACGCACCGCCGAUGCUGCCGAUAUGCCACCUUUUACCCCCUGCCUAAGAAACAGAAGUCUAUCCCCUCAGAUGAGAAUGGCGAUACUUUCUCUCAAGCGAUCGCUUCUGUUUGCGUCAAAUGUCCAGGAGAGAGACCAACGAUCUGCUUUAUUUGUCUUGGUAAUACUAGACUGCCAGAACGCGAACGCCUGA